Thrips palmi is the source of this 4128-nucleotide messenger RNA. RefSeq lists its product as uncharacterized. NCBI's taxonomy places the organism in Eukaryota, Metazoa, Arthropoda, Insecta, Thysanoptera, Thripidae. The record is from RefSeq and is a predicted model, not a curated record. The coding region runs from base 264 to 3437 and encodes 1057 amino acids. The transcript has a single exon. Gene Ontology annotation, molecular function: zinc ion binding; nucleic acid binding. Gene Ontology annotation, biological process: DNA integration.
AAGUUGGUAGUUCUGGAGUGACCCGAUCUCUGCCUUGUAGCAACCAUGCUUGUCUAUAAAAGCCCAUGUAACCAUGUCUCGCCAGUCAGUCUGAAAUACAGAUCUCUGAGUAUAUUUUAUCACGAGUACUUCUAGUUAGUAGCCCUAACUUCUACAACAUGGCGCAGUCAUGACGGACCGUGUGGGAAGUCAUCAGUGAAGUGUCAGUGCCGUGAACUCAGUGAAAUCGUCUCCGAAGUGUGUGCUAACCUCUCUCAGCAAGCAUGACGCACAACGCCAACUUGCCGUCUCAACUAGUGCUAGAAGGAAAUGUGAAUCAAAAUUGGAAGAGAUUCCUGACGCACUUUGAGAUCUACGUCGGAGCAUGUGGCCGAGAAUUGCCCAAAGCAGAAAUCGACAAGUUGGAGGGCCCCGCCAAGAAAGCCUAUUACAACGGUUUGGGCAAGCUACUGUUGAACAUUGCUGGAGAAGAAGCUACAAAUUUAGCUGCAACAUUUGGCUUGGAAGCAGAUGAUAAGUAUGAUUACCUCCAGCUAGUAGCCCAAUUUGACGCUUACGCCAAGAUAGAGGUGAAUGACACCUAUGAACGAUUCGUCUUCAACAGCUGUGUGCAACAAGAGGGAGAAACUUUUGACCACUUUGUGACGGAACUUAGGAAGAAAGCGAAGAACUGUGGCUUUGGAGAUCGUGAGAAGGACUUCAUUAGGGACCGAAUUGUUGUUGGUAUUAGAAACAAGAAAGUGCAAGAGGCCCUGUUCAGAGUCACUCCUCUCACAUUAGAGAAAGCCAUCACUGACUGUCGCGCUGCUGAACAAAGUAGACUGUACUCAAAGGAACUGCAAAACCAUAGCAAUCCAGCUGCUUCUAGUGUUUCCACUGAUGCCAUCAAGCAUGUGACAAAGAAGAAAUGGAACAAUCAAAAGAAGAAUAACAACUAUAACAGCAACAAAAGUGAAAAAGACUUUAAGUGCAGUAAGUGCGGCUAUAAACAUGAAUAUGGUAAAUGCCCAGCAUAUGGGAAACAGUGCAUAAAAUGUAAGGAAAUUGGACAUUUUAGAAGUAGGUGUCCAGAAAAGAAGAAUAAGACUGACUCCAUUGAAACAAAGAAACAAGAAGAAGUGAAAACUGAUAGUUAUGAUGUAUACUUCACUGACUCAAUCCAAGUGCAAGAUGCAGGAAAAUACCCAAAAGUGUACAGACAGAAGAUACGUGUUGAAGACAAAGUGAUUGAUUUCAAACUUGACCCUGGAGCUUCAAGGUCUGUACUACCUGUUGAACUCUUUAGAGAACUGAAGACUGUCAAGAAACUGAAGAAGUCAAAUGUGGUUAUUCAACCGUAUGGCAAGAACACUCCAUCUAUAUCUGAUGUUUACGCAGUUGACUUGAUAUGUACUGUUGGUGGUCUUAGAGGAGUUGUCAACUUCUUAGUGUCCGAAGAUGCAAACACACCGUUAUUUAGUUGUGCUGACUGUGAGAGGUUUGGGCUGAUCAAGAGAAUUGAAGUGUCUGUAGAUGAAAUGACUGAUGAGCAGACAGCCUUCAUUCAAGCCAAUGAAGAUGUGUUCACUGGUUUGGGAAAAUUCCCUGGCACACAUCCAGUGUUAACGAAGCCUGAAGCCGAGCAAGUCAUUCGCCCUGCACUUCGGAAACCAACUUCAGUAGCGGAGAAGCUCAAGCCGUGCUUGGACAACCUAGUCCAACGUGAAAUCAUCUCGAAGGUGGAUCACCUGACACCAGAGUGCUGGGUAUGCGGCUGGACCCAGACAGAAUCCGAGACCUGGAAAGCCUGGAGAUCCCCAGCAACAGGGACCAGCUGGAAAGCAUCCUGGGAGAUCCACCGGCUUGGUUCGAGAACUCUUCAGCGUCUCCGGCUGAAACUACUCAAGUAUCGACUCACUGUGGACCACAUCCCUGGAAAACAAAUGUUCAUCGCUGACCCUCUCUCAAGAUCCUUCAACAAGGACCCAGUAGCAGAUGACCCAACGAUGGAAGAGGUCGUGCACAGCUUCACGACUAGUCUGCCAAUCUCAGCUGCCCUACAGCAAGAUCUUGUGAAUCUUACUGCUGAGGACCCAACCCUGCGGAAGUUGCAUCAGCAUGUAGUCACAGGUUGGCCAAGUAAGACGACACAAGUUUCCGAUGAGGUUGUUCCGUAUUUCAAGAUCAGGGAUGAUCUUUUCUAUGAAGAUGGUCUGAUGUACUAUAACCAGAAUGGUGAUGUUCGUAUCAUAGUUCCUGCAAGAAUGAGAAGAAAAAUCUUGGAGUUAAUCCACAAAGGACAUAUGGGUGUUGCGAAAUGCAAGUCUCGAGCCCAACAAGUGUUCUAUUGGCCCUUGAUGAUGCAGCAUGUUGCUGACUUUGUAGAAGCUUGCGCUGUUUGUGCAAAAUUUAGACCAAUGAACACCAAGAUGCCUUUGAUCCCACACCCGCCCCCUACUAAUCCAUGGGAGCAAGUAUCAAUUGAUAUUGCUUCAUGUCAAGGUCGUGAUUACCUUGUGAGUUAUGAUUCUUUCAGCAAGUGGCUGGAAAUUGCUAAGAUCAGCUCAAAAUCUGCCUCCGCUGUCAUCAAUGCACUGAAAGAUGCCUUCUGCGUGAAUGGGAACCCCGAAGUGAUUUUUGCUGACAAUAAUCCCUUUGAUUCUUUGGAGUUUCGCCAGUUUGCCAAGGAAAACAGCAUUGAAGUGAUCACCUCGUCGCCCCACUUUCCUAGAAGCAACGGACGGGCAGAGAAAGGAGUUGCUAUCGCCAAAGGAAUCCUGAAGAAAAGCCAAGAAGAGCGCAGUGACUACAGGGACUCUCUGAAAGAGUACAGAAACACUGUGAUUCCUGCGAUGGGAGCCUCACCAGCGCAACUGUUGAACAGCAGACAGCUGCGAACAGCCCUCCCUAUCUCAAAGAAGCAGAGGAAACCAAGCGUUCAGACUGGAGUUCAUCAAAAACUCAGACAACAAAUGCAGCGUACAGAAGCUUGGUACAACAAGAAUGCCCGAGGUAGCUUGAGCGAGCUGAAACCAGGUGACAAGGUCUACGUCAAGACCAACAGCAAGGAGAACUGGACUCCUGGAGUGGUGAAGAUCAAACUCCCUUAUCCUAGAUCUUAUCUAGUCACAACAGCCGGAAGUGACGUCAGGAGAACACGAGAACAUCUGCGUCCUGACCUGGGGAAAGGACUUGGCGAAGACUGUGAUUUUGACUAUGAUUUCACAGAACAGACAGAACAGAUCCCAGUUCGUGUCGACACCCAGAAGGAGCCUGAGCAAGCACAGCCUGAGCAAGCACCUGAACGCAAGAAGCCUCCUCCUAAGAAGCCGAAGAAGACUCCCGAGAUUCCCCCAGCAGAGCCAGAAUAUCAGUUGAUAGUUCCGGACUGGCUCCACAAUCCUUACUAUGUGACCCUAGGUGGACGAACAACGUCAAUCCUAAAGAAGAAGCACUAGGCUUCAGUAAUUGUGAUGUCUUGUCAUGUAAAUCAGUGAUCACUGUAAAAUCUGUCCCCCUUUUCCCUUUGUCUCUAAUCAGGUACCUGACUAUUUGGCCAAUUAGUUUAAGUUAGCAAUAUUUAGUUGUAAUGGUGCACCAACCCUUGUUCAAUUGUAAAGUGUCUUGUGUUUAGUUGUAACUUGCCUAUGCAAUCAUGUAAUUUUGUCAUGUGGUAAUAUUGUAUGUUGUAAAUCAUGUGCAAACAUUGCACUUGUAUCUAGUGUUGUCAUCAUUGUGUAUUGUAACUUUGUAAUGUAGGUUUAUGUUAAAUAAAUGGUAAUUUUUUUAGAGUCUCCAUUUUGUAGUGUAACGCUAUCUUGCGAUGUAUUUUAUUUUGUUAUGUCAUGUAAUGUAUUGUAAUUAACUUUGCUUAUCUUAUGUAUCUUCAUUUCGUGUUGUGAUCUUUUAAAGUUUAAUGUAUUAUUAUUAUUGUAACUCCAUUUUAAAUGAGGGAGAUGUUGUAAGUUGGUAGUUCUGGAGUGACCCGAUCUCUGCCUUGUAGCAACCAUGCUUGUCUAUAAAAGCCCAUGUAACCAUGUCUCGCCAGUCAGUCUGAAAUACAGAUCUCUGAGUAUAUUUUAUCACGAGUACUUCUAGUUAGUAGCCCUAACUUCUACAACAAAUCCCGAAUUUUGAGUCUCGGCUCAC